Molecule: messenger RNA, 1603 nt
Organism: Sipha flava (yellow sugarcane aphid)
Lineage: Eukaryota; Metazoa; Arthropoda; Insecta; Hemiptera; Aphididae
Product: GATA zinc finger domain-containing protein 14
Exons: 2
Coding region: 185-1579 (464 amino acids)
Molecular function (GO): RNA binding
Source: RefSeq, a predicted model, not a curated record
ACGUUUUUGUGUGCGUGUGCGUGUUUGCCUGUGCGUGUGCGUUUUUGUUCGUGACUGCUAUACUGUAGCUUGUACUUCGAAUGUUUUGUAGUUACUCCAAAUGUUUGUAUUUCACUAAAACCAAGUAAAUCGAAUUCGUUUGAAGUGGUUCUAAAAGACGACGGGGAGAAAAUAUUUUUCAGCAAUGGACUUUAUCAAUGACAGUCCAAACAAUGACGAAUUAGAUUCAAAAUGUCGAUUUUUAUGGGUGGGCAAUCUGCAUCCAAAAGUGACUAGCAGAAAUUUAACGGAAUUGUUUUAUCAGGCAGGACCCAUUGAAUAUGUUGAGUUCCCUUUUGAUGAUCCUGAUAUAUGUGAAAACUAUGCUUGGGUAGUUUUUAAAUAUGCAAGUUCAGUGGACGAUAGUAUAAAGUUGUAUCAGGGUACUACAUUGUAUGGGCUACCGAUUAUAACAAAAAGCUAUUCACAGCAUCUUGAAGACCCAGUUUUUGAUGACCAACUUAACUAUUUUAAACAAUUAGUUAGUGUUGAACGUAGUCAAUCAAGUGAAAAUAAUUCCAAUAGGAAUAGAUGGAAUGAUCAAAGUUCAGAAAGUAAAAUCAAUAUUCCAGAGAGUUUACCAGAACCACCAAUACAUCAUUUUAUUAACUUUGAUGACGAUGAAAGUUAUAGCCGUAGAUCAGACGCCAAGUCUAGAUACGGCUAUAAUGAUAAAUCCUCAAAACAUAAUGACACUUAUACAAUAAAUCAUGACCAAAGCUAUGAAAGUGAACAUGGAUCAACUGAUAGAUCUUUCCGUAGUUGUGGACGUUAUCGAAAAUCAGAACAUAACAGCAGUGCUAGUUCUAUGAAAAUGUCUAAUUUUAAUGAAGAUUCAUUUGAUAAUCAAAUUUAUAACCGCAAACACCGAAAUUAUAAUGGUCAUUCAUCAUCUAAUUGGAGAGAAAAUUCAAAUUAUAAUCAAGAACCUUCGUACACAGAUGAUGAUAAUUUUGCUAAUGUUGUGCCAGUGCGUAAUCUAAGAGAUACUAUGUUUAAAAAACGAAAACAUAUGGAUUCAGAAUAUUAUCAUGAUACAAAUGCCAAUGAAAAAGGUUCAUCUUCAUUAGAUCUUAGAGACACUAUGCAUCAUAAUAAAAAUAGGCGGUAUGAAAAUCAAGGACAACAUGAAUCAGAUUUUAAUAACCGUUGGUCAGAAAGGAAUAAGAACAAACGUGGUAAUAACAAUUUUUCAAGCAAUAAAAAUAAUAGAAAUCAAAAUAAUUAUACUAAUCAAGAAUAUAAUGAUCAAAGUUUCAAACAAGAUAAUUUUCAAGAAUAUAACAAUGAAUAUCAAAAUAAUUAUAAUGAUGGUUAUAGACGUGAUAAAAAUAAAUCUAACAACUAUAAAUACAAUCAAAUGCGUUCACAGAAUAUGGAAUCUAAUGGCCGUCAACAAAGUUCCUACAGCCCAUACAAAAGGAACAAUGAUGGUUAUGAUAAAAAGCCGUAUACGAAUUCAUAUACUCAACGAGGUGGCCGUAGUCGUGGUAAAAAUUUUAAUAGAGGUAAUGACCGAUCAAGACAAAAUUAUUAUUGAUAAAAUUAAUAAAUAAUUAUUUAU